Molecule: messenger RNA, 375 nt
Organism: Uncinocarpus reesii 1704
Lineage: Eukaryota; Fungi; Ascomycota; Eurotiomycetes; Onygenales; Onygenaceae
Exons: 2
Coding region: 1-375 (124 amino acids)
Source: RefSeq, a predicted model, not a curated record
AUGUCUUCCGGGAAGCUCAUCCAACCCCACCCAGGCAGCAGCAGAACCUUCUACCAAACCCCAUCGCCGUAUGAGAAACGGAUCGGCUACUACCGCGGCGUCCGCCACGGCAACCACAUUUUCAUCUCCGGCACCACCGCCGUCGAUCCCAACUCCCCGCCCUCGGCACCACAGAUCCUGCAUCCCGGGGACGCCGCGGCGCAGAUGCGCGUCGCGCUGGGCGAAUGCCUGCGUGUCGUGGGGCAGUUGGCGGGGGAAGCGUAUAAUGAGAGGCGGGCGAGGGAGAGCGUGGUCAGAGUGAGGAUGUUUGGAGAUGUUGCGGGUCUGGGAGCGAGGGCUGGGAAGGGGGUCAAGUCGGUGCGGCGGCGACUCUGA